AUGAUGACAAUUCAGAAGAAGGCCUUCACACCAUCCAUUCAGGAAGGCACGAAUAUGCAUUCAGCUUCGAGCUUCCACAGACACCACUUGCUACCUCAUUCGAAGGCAGACAUGGCAGUGUGCGCUAUUGGGUGAAAGCCGAAUUGCAUAGGCCUUGGUUUCUACCAGUAAAAUUAAAGAAGGAAUUUACAGUCUUUGAACAUAUAGAUAUCAACACUCCUUCAUUACUGUCACCCCAAGCAGGCACAAAAGAAAAGACUCUCUGUUGUUGGUUUUGUACCUCAGGCCCAAUAUCCUUAAGUGCCAAAAUUGAAAGGAAGGGCUACACCCCAGGUGAAUCAAUUCAGAUCUUUGCUGAGAUUGAGAACUGCUCUUCCCGUGUGGUGGUGCCAAAGGCAGCCAUUUACCAAACACAGGCAUUUUAUGCCAAAGGGAAAAUGAAGGAAGUCAAACAGCUUGUUGCCAACCUGCGUGGGGAAUCCUUAUCAUCUGGCAAGACAGAGACGUGGAAUGGCAAGCAGUUGAAAAUUCCACCUGUUUCCCCUUCAAUCCUCGACUGUAGUAUAAUCCGUGUGGAGUAUUCACUGAUGGUGUAUGUUGAUAUUCCGGGCGCCAUGGAUUUAUUCCUUAACUUACCACUGGUCAUUGGUACCAUUCCUCUGCACCCAUUUGGUAGCAGAACAUCGAGUGUGAGCAGCCAGUGUAGCAUGAACAUGAAUUGGCUUAGUCUGACACUGCCUGAAAGACCAGAAGCACCUCCUAGCUAUGCAGAAGUGGUCACGGAGGAACAAAGACAGUCCAGCCUUGCACCCAUAGGUGCUUGUGAUGACUUUGAGAGAGCGCUUCCAGGACCAUUGUUUGCAUACAUCCAGGAGUUCCGUUUUCUGCCUCCACCCCUCUAUUCAGAAAUUGAUCCAAACCCAGAUCAGCCCACAGAUGACAGACCAUCUUGCCCCUCUCGUUGAAGGAAUCCAUAAAAAGCUGACUUGGGUUUUGAAUCGUACCUGCCGUGUUGAAGGUCAAGGCAUCAUAGUGGAGACACACUUUCAGAGGAGGUGGCUUUGCUCUUGCCUAUAUGGUGAAUAAAUGAAAACAACCUGUGAUCAUGCUUUGCAGCCUACAGUAACAUUGUAGGACUGCUCCACAUGCUUGAAGACCUGAGCUUUUUUUUUUUCCCCCUCCCCUUAAAUACUGGCACAUACUAGGAGCAGCCUUACUAACCUACAGUCAUGUGUGUCAAAACACUCAAACUACGUUGUAAGAGAGGGAUGGCUUCCUCUUAUGAUUUGGAAGUUUGCACAUGCUCAUUGCUUACGUUGUGCGGUUCAGUGUCACUACAGCUUUUUCUCAUUUAUGCUGGACUGUUGUUACCCCCCUCUUACUUGUUUGUGGUCCGCACAAUAAGGAGCAAAAGAAAGCUUUGACAAAAAA
Cariama cristata (Red-legged seriema) is the source of this 1431-nucleotide messenger RNA. RefSeq names its product arrestin domain containing 3 (gene ARRDC3). Gene Ontology annotation, biological process: protein transport. Lineage: Eukaryota; Metazoa; Chordata; Aves; Cariamiformes; Cariamidae. Gene Ontology annotation, cellular component: cytoplasm. The record is from RefSeq and is a predicted model, not a curated record. The annotation marks the transcript as partial. The transcript is spliced from 7 exons.